AUGUUUGCGCGCGAACAGGAAGAGAAACUCCCCCAUUGCCUUCGCUCUCCAGUUCGCGUUCGCCCUACAGUUCGCCCUACAGUUCGCCCUCCAGUUCGCCCUUCAGUUCGUCUUCCAGUUCGCCCUCCAGUUCGCCCUUUUUCGUUACGGGCUUCUAAAUUCCAACUGUUCAAUCCGACGAGCAUUCCUCAGAAGACUGCUGUUCAUUCUGUUGGUCGACGACCAUCUGAUAUGCAACCUACUGGUUCCAAAACACCUGCCGUUGUGAAUGCUAUGGCGUCUGUCGAUGAUGCGGAAACUCUCGACAUAGUGGCACAAGUUGAAAGUUUGAAACUCAGAAAAAAGCUACAGCCUCUCUUCGAGGGCUCACGCGACGUCGAACCGUUGAAAGGUUUACUGGAAGACGCCAGACCACGACAACUGGGCAAUUUCACUUUCACUGAUACGGUCGUUUGUAAGUUCACUAAAGCUAGGAAACCUAAGGACGUAACUAUGCACACAGCAAGUUUUGACAGUGGUGCGGCAGUAAUCACAUCUAACGAGGCUGUAUUUGUGGAGGGGCUUUCUAAAAGAGAAUCCGGAUGUGUCAUGCGCUUGGACGAACGAGUGUGUGUUUACCCUAAUCGCAAGUUCAUAAUCUGUCAGAAUGGGAUCAUUGGAGAAGGACAUUUUAUCGAGCCUUGUUUGUCUCGUACUAAACCAGCAUUAACGGAGAAGCUGAUAGAAGAUUUUGAGUUUAUUUCUCGCGGUCUCGCCGUGCAAAUUGACAACGAAAUUCAAGAAAAGGAAGCCGAGCUUGGUGGAGCAGAGCUGAAUAGCUCACAUUACGAUAGCGUGGACUGAUAGCUUCGAUUCACAGAAAAGAACAAGAACUCGAACAUGAUACUUGAGAAUUUUGUUUCUGAUGUUUAAAGGCACCGUCCAUCCAAACUGAGGGUGAUGAGAUUUUUAAUGUUAUGUAGUAGCGGGGUCUAAUCACUCAAAUCUUGCUGCAAAAGAAAAAAAACCGCAGUGGAAGAACCGCUCCAGAAGUAAGAAGCGUCUAGUCUACGUUGGCUCCGCCCAUUAACGUGAGUGAUGUGACGAUAAUAAGUCCAGAGCUUUUCUACCCGGAAUUGUCAUGAAUGUCCUUCACAGAAAUCAUCGAAUCAUCGAAUCUGCGACACCUCUAUCUUUGAGCUUAUUUUCGGACUUGUAAUCUUCAGACUCACGGGGGGGGGGGAGCCAGUGUGGCCGCUACCACCUUCUGGAGCAGUUUUGUCGCUUCGGAGUUCAUCUUUUGCAUCGAGACUUGGGCGGUUGCUUAAUUAUGGGCCGCUAUUAUAUAACAUUGAAAUCUUAUCACCCUCAAGUUGGGUGGAUGGUAUUUCUAAGAAAUUGGCAGUUGACUGCCCCAACUACACGAGUACAAAACGCAUCUGAUUUUUUCUUAAACUUGAUCAACCU
Messenger RNA from Cylicocyclus nassatus, 1446 nucleotides. The record is from the annotation of a GenBank genome assembly. Lineage: Eukaryota; Metazoa; Nematoda; Chromadorea; Rhabditida; Strongylidae.